AUGGAGGCGGGCAUCUGCGUAAUGGGGUCUGAGAUUGACUUGGCCCCGUUCCUGGUCGAACACUGGAAGGUCCUCUCAGUAGGAGAGCCGGUAAAGGACGUGUUAAUUACCGGCUUCCAAGUCAGCAACUUCUCCGGCGCGAAUAUAGCCGUGGUCGGUGCCCAGAACGCUCGGGUGACGGGAAAUAGGCUCAUCAACGGCCAACUAUACGGGUUCCUCACGGCUGGCUCGACCAAUACCCGAGUCGUUGAUAGUACCGUGGUCUCAUCGAUGAAGCUGGGGUUCAUCGGUAUCUGCGUGGAUGAUAUGGCCGGUGUCCAGGCCUCAAACAACUACAUUUCGGAGUACAACGUCGCACUUUAUAUCCAGACCCCGGGCGCAAAUGUGCAAUAUAAUAAUAUUAGCGACAGUUGUAUCGGCGUCUUUGUUGAUCCUAGCGUUGAUAGCGUCAUGGUCUCACAUAACUAUAUUAGCGUAAUAAAUUCUAGCUGUUGA
Ilyonectria robusta is the source of this 495-nucleotide messenger RNA. RefSeq lists its product as uncharacterized. The record is from RefSeq and is a predicted model, not a curated record. The transcript has a single exon. NCBI's taxonomy places the organism in Eukaryota, Fungi, Ascomycota, Sordariomycetes, Hypocreales, Nectriaceae. The coding region runs from base 1 to 495 and encodes 164 amino acids.